GCUGGCAGAUGAUGAAAAAUACAUCAACAAGGCGUCAAACGGCAAACGGGCGAACCAACGGGAAAUUAAACAACAGAAAGUCAAUUUGGCGGACGCUGGGCAGUUGUCGACUCACGAAAUCGUUGGAGGCGGGCCUGAUGAAGAAGCGCCACAAAUCCGCUGGUGACUGGCGAGAAACGUGUGACUUGUAGUGAAUUCGGAGUUCGACGGAAGUACGACGGUUCUGAGGAACGCGAGAAGAAGGAACUCCUUCGCCAGGAUAAUUGUCCGCGCGGACCGUUCUACGGAUCCUGCAAUGUUUAACGUCUAAAAGCAAAACUUGGACAUAAAAUAGAACUAGUUUGCGCUGUAUAUAGUGCACUACAUUCAAGACUUUGAUAAAAUAUAGAAUUGAAAAGAGUAGAGGAUUAAAAGCGGCCAAAAUGAAGCACCCUACGGGUAAUCCAUCGACUUUGUUUUGCGAGCAAGUUAGCACCGUAACGUUGCUUUUUGAAAAAUGGAAUGAUUGCGAACGAGCCGUAGUGAUGUACGCGUUAUUGAAGCGGUUAUCAUUCCCCACUUUAAAGUUUUUGCAGUUCUCAAUAGAAAGCAAUUUGACACAGAACUUCGGUUCGCAGAAGAAUUUAAAUUCGAUUGAAGCAAACGCAAAUGAUACCAAACACCUACAGAAGUUAGUGAAUAUUUAUAAGUCAUUUUCAAUUGCCGAGUUAUCGCAAAUAGCGGACAAGGACUCGAUCUUAUAUGAGUCCGAUUUGUACUUGAAGGAUGCGGAUAAAAAUUACAAUAAUAAGGAAGACGUCCUCCAUGAUAUUUUGAACAUGAUUCCACUUCUCAAGCCAGGCAAUGACGAAGCGAAAAAAAUAUAUUUAUCGCUGAUUCCCUUGGCUGUAGAGGACACAGUGCGGCAAAUAGUUGCAGCCGAACUGGUACAACAAAUUUUCUCAUAUUUAUUAAUUCAUCCAGCCAUCUCUAACGAGGACCGACGGUCGCUUAGCUACUGGCUCCGUCAUCUCGAGGAUCACAUCCAAUCAUCUUUUGCGUCAGGACAACGGAGUUUCUAUAUUUUGACAAAUCCUAACGAGACUCCUCCGGAGAGCUUGAACACAUCGUUUUCUUCGAUGAAUAGCACCCAGCAAAACCCAUGGCAGGCCAUCGCGCCGCCUGCAAGCAAACAACACCUUCCACAACACCCCAUCUCACAGCAACUUUCCAACCUAACUUUAUCAUCCUUAAAUUCAGCAUCGUCGACAAGCUCGAGCGACUGGAAUUUGAAUAUUUUGAACCUGCAAACAAACGGUGGCGUGAAUAAUGCUAGCUCUAGUCAAAAUAGCUUGGGCAUUGCUAUUGAAAGCAACGAAUCUGAUAAUGUGACCGAAGAUACACAUAUUUCAUUUUCCAAAAAUGGUACUGAGGUUUUGGACUUCGAUGACAAUUCAGACGAAGGUGGAAACUGCAAUACGCAAGUUGCCUACAUUGGAGAUCAUCUGCACGUACCUGGAUUGGGAAAUGUUGAUAAUCCUGCGUUGUCUAUGAAAACCAGAAGGUCGAACAGUUUGACAACUCCAUCCACAUCCUCGACUGUGAAAACAAUAGGGCAGAAAAUACGAGAGUCAAAUUCAACUGAAAAUUUGACACAGUUUGCUCAGAAACCGCGAAGCUAUUCAUUGUCGAUUGAAAGCCCGAGGAAUUCGUUGCAAUCAAGUGGGUCUGAGCCUCGCCUCGAUGACUUAAAACCAAAUUAUUUGAAAUUUACGACACAUAACGUUGGCAUGUCAAACAUAGGGCAAUGGUUAAAGAGUCUUCGGUUGCAUAAGUACGUUGGAUUGUUUACAAACAUGACAUACGAGGAUAUGAUGCAGAUUAAUGAGGAGUACCUUCAAAGCUUAGGGGUGACAAAAGGAGCUAGUCACAAAUUGGAGCUAUGUAUUGAGAAGUUGAAACAUCGCUUCACAAAUCUAUCUACAUUGGAAGCAAAUCUUUUAGAGAAUAAAGUUGCCCUGGGUAGUGUUAUUGAAGAGCUAGCAAAUCUGGUCUUAACGCCGAUGAAACCAGUAGAUAACCAUAGUGGAGACAAUGUUGCUGCCAAAUUUUUGGAAGUACUGGAUAUAGUAUCCCAAAUGGUUAUCGAACGAGAAACAUCAUCUACACAGGAUGAAGAGCACGCAAAUGGAACACUUUGGAUAUUAGAGCGGGCUUUACAUAGUGAAGCUUUUGUUUCACAUACCAAUGUAUUGAAGGAGUAUAAAUUUAAACUUUCGAAAAUUAAGAUGCAAUUUUUGCCAAAAACACAUCAUUCAAAAGGAAAUACUUCCAAUACAGGAGCUAAGUCAAGGUGGAACAGUGCUAAAGGGCGCAAGACAGAUGGUAACUCGAAAUCUGGAAGUAGUGAUCGCAUACAUCGAAAAAAUUCUAGUGAUGCUUCAAACUUCCCCCAAAACUCCUAUCCACAACAACAGCAAAAUAAUUUGCAAAUGCCAUCAAACAACAACUCGCAACAUUAUCCCCAAGAAAGUGAUAAGUUUCAGUCUUCCUCGCAGCGACAUCAGGGUCAGUUUUACAAUACCAACAAUAUGACAUGUCCAACAGCGUCUUCGUCAACGAACUCUCAAUACAAAAGCGCAUCUUACCCAAGUUUCUCAGGCGUCGGUUCCACUAAAGCAAUGCAUCAGGCACAUCGACAAGAACAACAAUUACCGCAACAUCAACAGCAAUAUCGCCACCAUCGGCACUCGUUCAAUAACUUAAUCGUUCUUUCAAAUGCGCAGCAUCAGCCACAGCAACCAGAGGUAACGUUUGGCAAAGCCCAAAAGCCAUCUGCAGGCACUCUAACACUAAACCAACAAAUUCGCCCUCCGGCGCAACUGUCCCAAUCGUCAUUACCACUAGUUUCAACCGCGAAAGAUAGCCAACCACCAGCUUCUGUAACCGCCCGACCAUUGAAUCGGGCCCAGAGAAGAGAUGAGUGCAAUGCGACAAACGGUAAUGAUUUAAAAGGACAUCCUGGCAGCUUAUCGAAGAGUUCGAAUUCGAAAAAUAUCGUGGGUGAUAUCAAUAGUAGUUUAGAGUUGUUGUGCCUGCAAAUGACCGAACAGGCGAUGAAGUAAUGCUAAAAGUGCUGGUGUGAUGUGAUGUUUGAGGACUUACAAGUCAGUUAAGGCAUGCAGACGAAUUCUGGAAAUUCAAAGUUUUUCCGCUUUAGUCUAAUCUUAAAAAAUGAACAGAAAUAUUUUCUGUGUCGCCGUAGACGGCGAGUUAAGUGUUUCUUUUUAUAUCUCCAUUAACGCUUAGAGCAGUUCUCAGAAUUUAAAACGAAAGUAGUAUUUAUUUUGGUAACGAGGAAGUCGCUCAAACUCUCUUUAAUUGUUCCAAAUGAUUAUGAGAAUGAAUUGUAACUAAAAGCUGUGUGUGCGCUAAAGAGUGUAUAUAAACGAUUAACGAUAGUAUUACCGGAUGACUGGCCGUGGCGACGCAAACAGAGCAAUCUCUAAUUUUUAACCGUUGUUUUCAAAGAGCUAAAAUAUUCUUUGUGCUUUGAUGAUAGGAAACAGCAUUACUGUCAUUGUGGAUUUGUUUGAGUUUAUAUGAUUAUUAGUGAUGUAUUGGUUAGUGUAUUUCGCAAAAUUCUGUUUUUUAACGAAGCCAGUAAACUGUUUGUGUAGAAAGGAGCCCCAGUUGGCUCACGCUCGACAAAUGAAGUGAAAAUUCUUGAAUGUAUGAAUUAUUUCAUAAAUUAUUCCGACCAAUUAUAAAAUUAGAUUAAUAGGAGAAUUUGAAGAACUAAGUUAAAUGUUCAUAGGCGGUUGAUAUAACUUGACGCGUAGUUUUAAUUAGUCUUUCUGACGAUGCCUUCACGUUAUGGUUCGUAGCGCAUAUUAUUUGAAACGAAUUUAAGCUACAAGGUAGCCCCAGUUGGCUACAAUAGUGAGAUUACUGCUUUUAGACUCCUAGGAAUUAGCUUGAAGCCCAAAUAAAACAGAAUUUCCAGCCACCCAUGUCCUAAAUUACAGACACAUGCAAUGAUCGCAAACGAACUGUCCAAAAAGAUAAUAUAUUAAAUCACGAGUUAGAAUGUUGCUGAUUGUUAAUUGUUUCCAACGAUAAAGUUUGCUUAUUUGAUUUGACUAAAUCUUUCGUUCCAGAUUUGAAAUAAAUUAUUGUAAAUUCAUAUAUUAGCACAGAUGGUAGUUUUAGGAGACGAUAAAGGUUUUGCUAUAGUACCAGCAUUUCCGCUAUUAUUGAUUAUUUUUAUAAAUAAAAGACUGUUUAAUGUUA
Molecule: messenger RNA, 4272 nt
Organism: Hermetia illucens (black soldier fly)
Lineage: Eukaryota; Metazoa; Arthropoda; Insecta; Diptera; Stratiomyidae
Gene: smg
Product: protein Smaug
Exons: 5
Coding region: 423-3104 (893 amino acids)
Biological process (GO): regulation of DNA-templated transcription; nuclear-transcribed mRNA poly(A) tail shortening; negative regulation of translation
Cellular component (GO): P-body
Molecular function (GO): mRNA binding; translation repressor activity; protein binding
Source: RefSeq, a predicted model, not a curated record